Messenger RNA from Striga hermonthica, 1764 nucleotides. NCBI's taxonomy places the organism in Eukaryota, Viridiplantae, Streptophyta, Magnoliopsida, Lamiales, Orobanchaceae. The record is from the annotation of a GenBank genome assembly.
AUGGGUGUGCUUGUCAUCGCUCAUGGUCAGCCUUCCGUCGAUUCGUUCGGCCCUCGCCGAUUUCGAUGUCAUGCUGAGUCGUCGUCGUCGUCGUCUUGUAUUAGACAGAGACUACACUCUCGACUGUGGCUGAAUCCUCGUUCUGCUCCGUCCAGGCUCCACAAGUUUAGUCUGAGAUGUUCAUUCACUAAUACUGAUGCCUGCAAUUCUGUCGUUAAUGAAGAAGUCCAUGAGGAUAUGACAUCUCUUGAUUCACACUGUCCAGUUCCUGUUGUUCAUCUCAUAUCUGAUUGCCUGGAGACAGAAGCAUUUAGUUUACUUCAAGGCAAUUUUGGAGACAAUAUUUUGACAGUACUACCUGUCUUUUCAGAGGCGGAUCAGAGUGCCAUUGCUUCAUCCCCUGCUCAUCCAGCUGCACUUUAUGCGUUGUAUGCUAGCUGUUUGGCUGGGAAUCUGGUUGAACAGCUUUGGAGUUUCGCCUGGCCUGCUGCCAUUGCUUUGAUCCACCCAAGUCUUCUUCCUGUGGCCGUCAUGGGAUUUUUUGUGAAGCUUGCUGUAAUUGUUGGAGGCCCUUUGUUAGGAGGUCUUAUGGACCAUUUUCCGAGAGUACCAGCAUUUACUUGUUUGACUGUUAUUCAGGUGGCUGCUCAGUUGUUAUCUGUUGGGAUGAUUAUUCAUGCCCAUAAUGUUCAGCCUGGAUCCCCGUCUUCUGUUCUUGCCCAACCUUGGUUUGUUGUACUUGUGAUAGCUCUGGCUGUUGAAAAGCUUGCUGGACUGGCUCUGGGAGUUGCAAUGGAGCGUGAUUGGGUUGUUCUGUUGGCAGGAAUCGAUAGACCAAUUGCUCUUGCCCAAUCUAAUGCGGUACUUAGUCAAAUCGAUCUACUCUGUGAGAUUGCAGGAGCAUCAUUAUUUGGAAUUUUCUUGUCCAAAUAUGAACCAGUGACUUGCUUAAAGAUGGCUUCUAGCUUGAUGGUGUUGUCACUGCCUGUUGUGGUAGUAAUUCUUACAUGGUUAACAAAUAAGCUUUCUGGUGGAGUACUGGAACGUGCCAAAUGUCCACAAACUGGUUGUGGAUAUUCAUCUGCAGGAUCAAUUCCAGAUACUAGAAAUAUAUUUGCCACGAGUAUAGAAGCUAUUAAGCAUGGAUGGUUCGAAUACAUUAAGCAGCCUGUUCUACCAGCAAGCCUUGCUUAUGUGCUUCUCUAUUUCAAUGUGGUUCUUGCACCUGGCGGCUUAAUGACUGCGUUUUUGACACAUAAUGGUUUAAAUCCUUCAAUUAUUGGGGCGUUCAGUGGAUUAUGUGCUUUUAUGGGUGUUGCAGCAACAAUUGUUUCCACAAAAAUGGUCGGGCGACUUGGCAUUCUUAAGGCUGGAGCAGCUGGCCUGAUCUUUCAGGCUGCGCUUUUAACUAUGGCAGUUACUGUGUAUUGGAUCGGUUCUUUCUCAAAGAAGAUUCCACUUGUGCUCUUCUUGUCUUUGAUUGUCUUGUCUAGAUUGGGACACAUGUCAUAUGAUGUUAUAGGGGCACAGAUUCUACAAACAGGGAUCCCUGCAUCUAAAGCAAAUCUUAUAGGGACCACUGAGGUUUCAAUUGCUAGUUUGGCCGAGUCAUUAAUGCUUGGGGUCGCCAUAAUCGGAAAUGAUAUUUCACAUUUUGGCUUUCUGGCCACACUUUCACUUGUGUCGGUAGUUGGAGCAGCUUGCUUGUACUGUUGGUGGCUGAAAAACCCAACUGACAACCAGAGGAAUCUUUUUCUCUUUUGA